Messenger RNA from Adineta steineri, 1452 nucleotides. NCBI's taxonomy places the organism in Eukaryota, Metazoa, Rotifera, Eurotatoria, Adinetida, Adinetidae. The record is from the annotation of a GenBank genome assembly.
AUGAGUGAAUCAAAUUCUUGUGUAACAUCAUCACCGAUUCGCGUACAUUUUUCUGAUGUAACAAAUAAAAAGAAUAUUAUUGAUGAUGAUCGUCGAUGGAAGUUACCAAAUGCUGCACCAACAAUAACAAUUGAUAAUGAUGAAAAUGAAAAUGAUGCAUGGAAUGAAUAUCGACAUUUAUUUGAAACAAGUCGUUCACAUAUGUUAAAUUUAUCGUCCGUUGAUAAUUAUUUACUUCGACAUAGUAGCGCAAAUACAAGUUUAAAUGAAUCAACAUCACUUGAACCAUUAGUUGAUAAUCAUAAUGAUAUUUUUUCAAUGAUUGAACAUGCAGGAAUUACAUUCGAAGCAUUAGCUGGAUCAUCAUCAACAGAUUUUCUUGGUAGUACAAGUGGUUAUCAUUCAUAUGAACCAUCGCCAUUUAAUCAACGUUCAAAACGAUCAUCUUUACUCGAUCCAUCCGCAGCUGAAUUUAGUAUGGAACUUGAAGCAGCUUCAACAUCAAUUCAGCAAUCAAUAAAUCGAUCGUCAUUUCAAAGUGAUCAACCAGUUCGUCGCUCUUCACGGUCACAAAAUUCAACUCUACCACGUAUUUCGACUUCAUAUGAAUAUAAAUUUGGUGGCUACGGUCGAGGAAUUAAUGAAUUUCUUGAACCAAAUGGUAUUAGUUUUCUUUCGGAUGGUACUAUUUCAGUUGUUGAUACAAAUUCAAGUCAAGUUAAAUUAUUCGAUCCUGUUCGUAGAGAAUGUGUACUUAAAUUUGGUCAAGCUGGUACAAGACCUGGUGCAUUGCUUUAUCCAUAUCGUGUUGCUGUUUUACCUGGACAUGAUUUACUUGUUAUGGUUCAACGAUCUCCACGACCAAUGAUACAAAUAUUUGAUCGUAAUGGUCAAUUCAUUCGCCGUUUUGGUAAUGAUCUCGAAAGUCCACGAGCUAUUUGUAUUGAUCAACAAGGUCGAAUUAUUAUUAUUGAAUCAAAAAUUAUGAAAGUUCAUAUAUAUGAUGCAACAUCAGGUCGUCUUUGGGGUCAAUGUGAUUUACGUGAUCAUUUAAGUUUUCCAACAAGUGUCUGUGUCAAUGAUCGACAUGAACUCUAUAUAAGUGAUAAUGAAUCACAUUUUGUACGAGUAUUUGAUUAUAAUGGACAGCAUUUAAAAAAUAUUGGUGCUGGUAUAUCAUAUCCAAUAGCAUGUCGUAUUAAUCAACCACGUCGUGAACUUAUUGUUGUUGAUAAUCACGAGAAUUUUAAUAUUACAACAUAUGAUUAUGAUGGAAAUAAAAAAUAUUCACAUUAUUCAUUAAUGAAACAUUCUCAAUGUUUCGAUGUCGCUGUUGGAUAUAACGAUGAAUUAGCAAUGGCAUCUAAAGAUUAUAAAAUUUAUGUUUAUAAAUUAGGUGAAGGUCUUGAAACGCCGGCAAACAGUAGUGAUAUAAAUCAUAAUUAUUAUUAA